GUGUGAACUGGGCCGAACCAUUCCCGUGAUGCUUUUGCAACAACCACAACAAAAUACACUGUCAGCGGAACCUGCAAAAUGGCUGCCGUGAGAUCUUUGCUAGGUGCAGCUAUGCUGCGAAAAAGCUUAUUGCGCCUGCAGAAAAGACAUAUGUCAGCUGCAGUUUCAUCAAUGAAAGAAAUUCUCUCAAAUCAGCUUAAAGCAAUUGAAGAUGCAGGGACAUGGAAAUCUGAAAGGGUCAUUACAUCACCUCAAGAUGGAGCUAUUAAUAUUGAAGGCACAGAAAAGAAAGUGUUGAACUUUUGUGCAAAUAACUAUCUAGGACUUUCAGCUCAUCCUGAUGUUGUACAUGCUUGUGAGAGUGCCUUAGAGUCACAUGGUGCUGGGCUAAGCUCUGUGAGAUUCAUUUGUGGCACACAGAAUAUUCAUAAAGAUUUGGAAGAGAAGAUUGCAAAAUUUCACCGACGCACCGAUUCAAUACUGUACAUCAGUUGUUUUGAUGCCAAUGCUGGUUUGUUUGAGGUAUUGCUCACACCUGAAGAUGCUGUUAUCAGUGAUGAAUUGAAUCAUGCCUCGAUUAUCGAUGGCAUUCGGCUCUGCAAGGCAAAGAAGUUUCGGUACAAGCAUAAGGAUAUGGCAGAUCUUGAGGCAAAAUUGCAAGAGGCAGAUGCUGCUGGAGCCAGAAUGAAGCUAAUCGCAACUGAUGGCGUUUUUAGCAUGGACGGAAAUGUUGCCCCCCUCGAUCAAAUCUGUGACCUUGCUGACAAGUACAACGCUUUAACGUUUAUCGAUGAGUGUCAUGCUACUGGAUUUUUCGGAGAAACUGGCAGGGGAACAGAGGAGCACUUUGGAAUGGUUGGACGCGUAACCAUAGUAAACUCAACCCUUGGGAAGGCUCUAGGCGGGGCUGCGGGUGGCUAUACAACCGCUCCAAAAGAAUUGGUACAGCUAUUAAGGCAGAAAUCUAGGCCGUACUUGUUUUCAAAUUCUUGUCCUCCUGCAAUAGUUGCAAGUGCUAGCAAGGUAUUUGAUAUGUUGAUGGAUGGCUCGCCUCUCACGAAGAAAGUUAUGACAAAUACAAAGCGCUUUAGAGAGAAAAUGACCCAAGCUGGAUUCAACGUUAUUGGCGACGGCCACCCUAUUUGUCCAGUGAUGAUGCCAGAUGAACGCACUGCAGUUGCAUUUUCAGAUGCAAUGAUUGAUCGAGGAAUUUAUGUCAUUGGUUUCACUUUCCCGGUGGUGCCAAGAGGCAAAGCCCGUAUUCGCGUGCAAAUGUCUGCAGCCCAUACAACAGAACAAGUAGACGAGUGUAUCAAUGCCUUCAUCGAGGUUGGUAAGGAGAUGGGUGUCAUCUAAAAGUCGGAAUGUUUUCUUUUCAAGAAAAACUUCUGCACACAGUCAUUUUAACUUGAUUAAUUAGUCUGUGAAUUAGUCAUUUCGUGUGAAAUAGUGUUUUAUUUCUCUGGCUUAAUCUUAAUCCUAUCUUUAAUCGUCCGUUUUCUAUCCAGAAAACGUUUAAGUAUUACUGUUUACCAGGUAUUGAAGUCCUUGCAGGGUCAGUUAUUGGAAUAUAAAACUUUAGAGAUUAUCAAAUUUAAAAUAAAUUCACGUUUUAAUUAAAAAAAUUUCAAGGGGAGCUACAUUUCCAAAAAUAUGAUAUUGAUUAUUAAUAUAGAUCAUGUGAUCCUGCAUAUUUUAUUUUUGAAAUCUUGAGAUAUUGGCACAUUUUUAAAACUUUUUCUGCUUUAUUUAUUUGUACUUAGCCCUUGUUUCUAUAUCUAUUUAACCACAGAGCACUUCCUUAUUUAUAAGGUAUUCAUUUGUUUUGACAGUAAAUCUGUAAAGGCGUGAAAUAUUUAGAAUAAAUUUUAUAGAA
This is a messenger RNA of Rhopilema esculentum, 1876 nucleotides long. Its product is annotated as 2-amino-3-ketobutyrate coenzyme A ligase, mitochondrial. Gene Ontology annotation, biological process: L-threonine catabolic process; biosynthetic process. NCBI's taxonomy places the organism in Eukaryota, Metazoa, Cnidaria, Scyphozoa, Rhizostomeae, Rhizostomatidae. The record is from RefSeq and is a predicted model, not a curated record. Gene Ontology annotation, molecular function: pyridoxal phosphate binding; glycine C-acetyltransferase activity. Gene Ontology annotation, cellular component: mitochondrion.